This is a messenger RNA of Notodromas monacha, 639 nucleotides long. The record is from the annotation of a GenBank genome assembly. Lineage: Eukaryota; Metazoa; Arthropoda; Ostracoda; Podocopida; Cyprididae.
AUGCCUCCAAAAGUGCCCAUGUCUCGUCCGAUGGUCGUUUGUGUAGAAGGAAAUAUUGCGAGUGGGAAAACGACUUUCGUGAAUUCCUUCAAGAAGCUCGCUGAUGUUCAUACGUUCGAAGAGCCCGUGAAAGAAUGGCGAUCAGUGCCUGGGGUCUCGGGAUCUCACAAUCUCUUGCAACUGCUUUAUUCUGACCCGAAACGAUGGAGUUUCGCGUUCCAGCACUAUGUUCAGCUCACUAUGCUCAAGGUGCACGAAUGUCCCGCGAAUGCACCGAUAAAGGUUAUGGAGAGGUCGAUCCACUCGGCUCGUCAUUGUUUCGUGGAGAACCUGUUCAGAAGCGGGAACAUGACUUCAGCAGAAUACGCAGUGCUGGACGAAUGGUACAAAUGGAUCCGCGAAAAUCGAAAUGUGAACCCAGACGUUAUCGUGUAUCUUCGCACGUGUCCCGAAACUGUUCACAACCGGAUCAAAUCUCGGGGACGCCCCGAAGAACAAAGCAUUUCUUUGAACUACCUCAAAUCUUUGCAUGAACUCCACGAGGCGUGGAUUGCGAAUAGUGGGUGUCAAGUCAUGACAUUGGAUGCUAAUCUCGCUGUUCCGGAAGUUGAGAAGCGGUUUUUGGAUGCCAAGGAUUAA